Messenger RNA from Canariomyces notabilis, 2199 nucleotides. RefSeq names its product glycoside hydrolase family 3 protein. Gene Ontology annotation, biological process: glucan catabolic process. NCBI's taxonomy places the organism in Eukaryota, Fungi, Ascomycota, Sordariomycetes, Sordariales, Chaetomiaceae. Gene Ontology annotation, molecular function: beta-glucosidase activity. The record is from RefSeq and is a predicted model, not a curated record. The transcript is spliced from 2 exons. The coding region runs from base 1 to 2199 and encodes 732 amino acids.
AUGGCUCUCCACACAUUCCUGUUACUGGUGACGGCGCUGCUUGUCCAGGCUGAGACGGGCAGCAAGGUGCCGCGUGCUGCGCCAACAGGGGCGGCCGCCUGGCAAGCCGCCCACUCGUCAGCUGCUGCUGCCCUGGCGAGGAUGUCGCAGCAGGACAAGAUCAACAUAGUAACCGGCAUUGGCUGGGACAAGGGCCCCUGCGUUGGCAACACGGCGCGCAUCAACUCGAUCAACUACCCGCAGCUCUGCCUCCAAGAUGGCCCGCUCGGCGUGCGCUUCGGAACGGGCACGACGGCGUUCACACCGGGAAUCCAAGCCGCUUCGACGUGGGAUGUCGAGCUGAUGCGGCAGCGUGGGGUUUACAUGGGCGAAGAGGCCAAGGGAUGCGGCAUCCAUGUGCUGCUGGGCCCCGUAGCCGGGGCGCUGGGCAAGAUCCCCCACGGCGGCCGGAACUGGGAGGGCUUUGGCGUGGACCCCUAUCUUGCGGGUAUUGCCAUGGCCGAGACGAUCGAGGGACUCCAGUCUGUCGGCGUGCAGGCCAACGCCAAGCACUACAUCGGUAACGAACAGGAGCUGAACCGCGAGACCAUGAGCAGCAACAUCGACGACCGCACCAUGCACGAGCUGUACCUGUGGCCGUUUGCUGACGCCGUGCACUCCAACGUGGCCAGCGUCAUGUGCAGCUACAACAAGCUCAACGGCUCGUGGGCGUGCGAGAAUGACAAGGCGCUCAACCAGCUCCUCAAAAAGGAACUCGGCUUCCAGGGCUACGUGCUCAGCGACUGGAACGCGCAGCACACGACCAACGGGGCGGCCAACAACGGCAUGGACAUGACCAUGCCGGGCAGCGACUACAAUGGGCGCAACGUGCUGUGGGGCGCACAGCUCAAUAACGCCGUCAACAGCAACCAGGUCUCCAAAGCACGGCUCGACGACAUGGCCAAGCGCAUCCUCGCCUCGUGGUACCUCCUGGGCCAGAACGCGGGGUAUCCCGCAAUCAACAUCCGCGCCAACGUGCAGGGCAACCACAAGGAGAAUGUGCGGGCCGUUGCGCGGGACGGCAUCGUGCUGCUCAAGAACGAUGGGAUUCUCCCGCUGCAGAAGCCAAGAAAAAUUGCCCUCUUUGGCUCGGCCUCGGUCGUCAACCCCCAGGGCAUGAAUGCCUGCACCGACAAGGGCUGCAACACGGGCGCGCUGGGCAUGGGCUGGGGUUCUGGCACGACAAACUACCCGUAUUUUGUGUCCCCGGCCGACGCUUUGCGCGCGCGGGCGCAGAGCGAUGGUACUACGCUCAGCGUGCAGAGCACCGACAGCACCAGCGGGGUGUCGGGCGUGGCGUCGGGCGCGGAUGCUGCCAUCGUGGUCAUCACGGCCGAUUCAGGGGAGGGGUACAUUACCGUUGAGGGCAACGCCGGGGACCGCAACGACCUCGAGCCAUGGCAUAAUGGCAAUCAGCUUGUGCAAGCCGUUGCCGGGGCUAACAAGAACACGAUUGUUGUGUUGCACAGCGUUGGGCCGAUCAUUCUCGAGACUAUUCUUGCCACGCCGGGCGUACGGGCCGUUGUUUGGGCGGGCCUGCCGAGUCAGGAGAAUGGCAACGCGCUGGUUGAUAUUCUUUAUGGAUUGACCUCGCCGUCGGGGAAGUUGCCAUACACAAUUGGCAAGAGCGCAGCGGAUUAUGGUACCAGCGUUGUCCGCGGCGAUGAUAUUUUCCGGGAGGGUCUGUUUAUCGACUACCGGCAUUUCGACCAGGCGCGGAUCGAGCCGCGGUUCGAGUUUGGCUUUGGGCUGUCAUACACCAACUUCAGCUACUCCGACCUGACCAUCACGUCCACCGCCAGAGCCGGACCCGCGACCGGUGCCACCGUGCCCGGCGGGCCGGCGGAUCUGUGGGAGACGGUGGCGACGGUCACAGCCAAAAUUACCAACUCGGGGGGUGUGGCGGGCGCCGAGGUGCCGCAGCUGUAUAUUACGCUGCCGUCGUCGGCGCCGGCGACGCCGCCCAAGCAGCUGCGCGGGUUUGCCAAGUUGAAACUGAACCCCGGCGCCAGCGGGACGGCGACGUUUAACCUGCGCCGUAGGGAUUUGAGCUAUUGGGACGUGGGCCGCCAGAACUGGGUUGUCCCGAGUGGCCAGUUUGGGGUCAGUGUGGGGGCUAGUUCGAGGGAUGUUAGGUUGACUGGGUCGAUUACCGUAUGA